CUUGGAGGUCAUGCUUGAUUCUAUAUUUCCCUCAAUGUCGACAACCAUGAGCUACUGAAACGAUUAAAGGCUCGAGACUUUGUCCACUUCCUCCAGUCCGUCGGAGUGUACGAUACUCAACGAAACGGGCAAAGAUGUAUCUCCCAUUGCUAUUGCUGUUCAGUGUACUCUGUCAGGAGACACUUGCAAGGACUCCCACAAAUCCAUUGCUCUGGUCCAGGCAACCAUGUUCCAUCAUCGACAUGCCUUACCACUCCGGCAUGCGCGGCCGCAACGGCAUCUACUGGGGAUGGAAUCCCGACGUCGAGAACGGCGAUAACAUCACCAUGAUCAACCGGGCCACCGGCCACCAGGCCACCACGGUCUCCUACUUUUCGCAAAUCAACUCUCCUUCCGGUUUCGACGGGCACCAACUCCUGCGCCACCUCGACGAGGUCAAGGGCACCGGCGCCGCCCUCAUCGCCUCCGUCAUGCCCAACGGCCUCUCCUUCAACGAAGUCACCCCUGCCAUCGCGGCCGACAUCGCCAACGUCGUCCGGCAAUUCACCGACCAAGGCGUCGAAGUCUGGCUGCGCUUCGCGCACGAAAUGAACUGGUACGUUCGCCCGGGUACGUACCGCGGCAACUCGACGCAGUUCGUCAAGGCGUGGCGAACCGUUUACGCGGCUGUCAAGGACAUUGAGGGGUGCAUGAUGUUCUGGUGCCCCAACAACGCCAAGACCAUGGACUUGUACGAGGAGUGGUGGCCCGGGCCGGAGUACGUCGACAUAGUUGGUAUGGACAUCUAUGCGAGCAAGACGACGGCCAACUUCCGCAACAUCUAUGGCGGGUUCUACGAGGCGUAUGCGAAGAAGUAUAACAAGCACUUUGUAAUACCCGAAACGGCGACGAAGCCGGAUGAUGUCGCGUUGAAGCAGAGCUGGUUGAAGGCGUUGGCGAGUGAUGAUUUGAGUGCGUAUCCGUGCUUGAAGAGUAUCAGCUGGUUUGAGCUGCGGAAGAGCUUCGACUACAGGGUCGUGAUGGGGCAGGGAAACGAGGCGGUGCAGGAGUCUUUGAAGAAUUUCCGAUGACAACCAGGGGCGGCGGGAGUUUCAAAUUCGUCAAGAAGAUCAAAAGUCUGGAUAGCCGGUGCUGUCGCCGGUCCCGUCGUGGCCCUGUUAGCUAUUGGCGCCAUAGCCUUUUGGUGGAAGGGAAGGAGAGCCGAGAGGCGUGUCGAGGCCUCUGAUAAUCCGACCCAAGACUGAGGUCUUACCUCUAGCUGCCGUCGCCGUGGUCCCCUAGACUGGCUCCGGGCUAUUCUCGGGAGAAAGAACCUUGGAGCUGCCGUCGCCAUCGCUGUUUCUGAGGUUUAGUGGCGGAGGGUGCAGGUAGGUAUUGUGUCUGAAGGGGGAUUAGGAGGAUAGCAGGAAACGGCGAGGGUUUGAGCGAGGAGGCCGCGGAUGACGAGAGGAGAAAGAGACGAAAGCUGGUCAAGUUUUGUAUAGAGGUGGUUACCUACCUCGAAUUAGGAUGUCGCGAUCGAU
This is a messenger RNA of Neurospora crassa OR74A, 1523 nucleotides long. RefSeq lists its product as hypothetical. The record is from RefSeq and is a predicted model, not a curated record. Lineage: Eukaryota; Fungi; Ascomycota; Sordariomycetes; Sordariales; Sordariaceae. Bases 135 to 1070 code for a protein of 311 amino acids. Gene Ontology annotation, molecular function: mannan endo-1,4-beta-mannosidase activity. The transcript is spliced from 2 exons. Gene Ontology annotation, biological process: substituted mannan metabolic process.